UUUAAUAAAGAGACGAGUCAGUAUACAUUGCAUUUAAUACUAAUAGCAUUUCUAAAGAUAAGGACAAUAAAAUGAAUUUGGAAAGAGUUCAAAUCGAUCAGUGCCAAUUUGGUGUUAAGCUCAUUAUUUACAGUUUGGAGCACAACAAGAAAUAGAAAAUGUACAAUUAUCAACUCUCACAAUUUUUUAUUAUUGACACUGAAGAAUUUACACAAUGCUGACUUUGACAACUAUACCAAACAUGCUGUCUAGUAAGGUUUCUUAUGGUUAAAAUGUUGCGUUAUGACGGAUGUACUUUUUAAGACAGUGACUAACUAGGAAUAUUCCUUCUGAAUGAAUGCAAUUAUAUCACAUAUCCUGAUUAUCUCAGAGGUAUCUUUUGACAAGAAGCAUGAAGGACCAAAUAGGGCAGCUGUUCUUUUGUUCUGUCCUACAUACAAAUGUAGAGAGAUCAAAUGCUAUAAUUAAACUAUAGUCUUUAUUUUAGUACAUAUUGGUAAGUACAUUUUUAUACAUACCUCCUUAUUAACACUGCAUAACACUGGUAAGCAUCAACCUCCUGCUUGAUGAAACAGCUGCUUUGUCCACCUCUAAGAGAUUUGGCACCAAGUCAUCCAGUCCUUCCAGGAAUGAUUGCAGCAGGAGGGGCCUUUAUAUAGGAGGGGCAAAUGGGCUGGUUGACAUGGAGAGGAACGGAGCAGAGUCAAGACGCUACAAUCUGGAGUUACACCAUGUGCAACUGGCGCCACUCCCUAAGCUUUCUGAUCCUUCUGCUGUCCUCACCAGCCCUAAGAAUGACCAAGGACCUAUUUCCUGAUAUAGUAGAUAAGGCAUUCAUUGAGGAAUGCCUAAGAGAGCACAACGCAGGUCGGUCGAGAGUCUCUCCUCCUGCUAGCAACAUGCUUUACAUGACAUGGGAUGAAGGCCUCGCAGUCACAGCAAGAGCGUGGGCAAGAAAAUGCCUCUUUGAGCACAAUAUUUACCUCCACGAGAAAGGCAAGGUCCAUCCUGUCUUCACCACUGUGGGGGAGAACAUCUGGGCAGGGGCACCAUACACCAUGUUUUCAGUAAAGAAGGCCAUUGAAGACUGGAUUAACGAAAAUCUUCAUUAUGACUAUGACAAUCAUCACUGCAAAGAAGUCUGUACGCACUACACGUUGUAUGGGCAGAGACAUACAAGGUUGGUUGUGCUGUGCAGGCCUGUCCCAGUGGAGUGGCAAAAACAACAUUCAUGUCCACACCAGGAGCCAUUUUUGUCUGCAACUAUGCACCAGCGUAAAGGAAAUUACCCUCAUGCUCCCUACUUGAAUGGAGAGUCCUGCAGCAGAUGUGGCAAUGAGAAGUGUGAUAACAAACUCUGCCACAACAUCACUCGAGAAGAACCUAGGCGAUAUAAGUGGAAUCCUGAUUGGGAUCCUGCUCUGCCUUUGUUUGGGUCAUUCUACAAGACUAUACUUAUCAUCAGACCCCUUUCUCUGGUGUUUAUCUUCAGCUGUGUAUACUGCCUUCAGCGUCACUACACAAACCUCUUUGCCUACACUGCCUGACGGAAGGAUGUGGUUAAACUACAACUCUCCACCCACCCCACCCCUCACUAAAUGUUUUACUUUGAAAUUGCUUGAUAAAUUUGGGAUGUAUGCCAUGAAAACAUCUGUAAACAUUGCUAAAACUACCAUGUGUGACAAGUUUUUGAGAAAUUACUAUAGAUAUAUUUGUAACCAUGAUGUUAAAGCAUUUCAGAAAAACCUAAAACAGCAGCAGGGAUAGACGUGAAGUGACACAUCUCACUAUCUGAACUCUACAGUGAUGCUGACACAAGUAAAGCCCCCAUCAAUACUGUUCCAUCUGAUGAUCUGGCAGCUCUACACCCAAAGACAUGUAACAGUGUUAUUGCUGUGCUGACAAUAGUCUGGCAUCCAUACAAUAUCAGGACAUCAUUUAGCAAAAACAUACCAGUGAUGAACUGGGUAGAGAAUGCCAGAAGAACUGUGGAAUAGAUGGGCUGCAGUGUGUAAUUGUACACUUAUAGAAUCUGCCUAUAAGUGCAAAGAUAUCAGACAGACAUUGCAACAUUUUUUAUGCAAUGGUGUUAGACAGUUGCCCAUGUGCAAAUCAUGUCCACUUAGAUGUGGAAAUUCUGGUACAUAUUUAGCCCCACCCCCUUUCUUUCUUGCUAAAGAUUUCAGAUUAAAAAAAAUAGUUUACAACUUGUAUCAACUUAUUUGUUAUUUUGUAGGUUUAAAUUAAAGUUAUUUGUCUUUUUUGUUCCACUUAGUUAAAGCUACAUUUUCUGCUCUUUCCACUUCAUUUCUGUUCUUGAACAAAUCCUCGCAGAAAUGGGUAUGCAUUAACCUUUACCUUGAGCUAAAUACAGUGUCUGGCACCAGAACCUAGGCGUGUGUUGAAUCAGUAGCCGCAUGAGUCUCACACUGUUGCUUUUUGCAGCAGGAGAAUCUUUUCCCUCUGGAGCUAUAUUAAUUCUCUGAGGUGAGUUCUGAUGAGUGUAAAGGAAUAUUUCAUCCCUGUCAUCUGCAAGGGCAAAGAUUCUUUAAUAAAAGCAUGUGAGAAUGAGAAUGAAGUAAAGAGCAGAGGAAAUCACAACCGCAGAUGCUGGUGGACUGAAACUUUACAAAAUCUCCCUCUGAUGUACAAAUGCAUUCAGUCCUACUCAUUCCAUCACAGACAGAAACUUUGACUCAGCAGGGCAUUUAAGACCCAGUUGAAUAAUACCUAACAUUACAAUUUUUUACAUUUCUUUUUUGUUUCUGUGAUUUUCAAAAGGGAGUGGACUAAUUCAUUCCCAGUUGCUGCAUCUUAGAAAACACAAUUUCUGGAUGCACUGUAUUGAAUGCUGAAAAAAACCUAAUAAACAAUACUCUUGCA
Messenger RNA from Electrophorus electricus (electric eel), 2883 nucleotides. Lineage: Eukaryota; Metazoa; Chordata; Actinopteri; Gymnotiformes; Gymnotidae. The record is from RefSeq and is a predicted model, not a curated record.